CCACGACCGAGGUACAUACUCCAGGGCUUCAGUUCAAGAAGCCACCUGCGUUCGCUACAACUGUCGCGACAUCUGCAACUGCGUCUGCAAUUUCGCAAAAAAAAGAUGGAUCAAAUAAUGGGCGGCGAGGGGGGUUUCCCGCUCGAGACAUGGUUCUGGGAGAUGCCCAUCUGCACGAGAUGGUGGACAACUGCGACAGUCCUGACCAGCGGCCUGGUGCAGUGCCAGCUCGUCACGCCGUUCCAGCUUUUCUAUAGCUACCGCACAGUAUUCCAAAAGUCAGAAUACUGGCGCCUCCUAACGACCUUCCUCUACUUCGGCCCCUUCUCCAUCGACCUCCUCUUCCACGUCUACUUCCUGCAGCGCUACGCGCGGCUCCUCGAGGAGUCGUCGGGCCGGUCAUCCGCCUACUUCUCGUGGCUGCUCGUGUACGCCAUGACCAGCCUGCUCCUCCUGUCGCCCUUCGUCUCGAUGCCCUUCCUCGGCCACCCGCUGUCGUCGACCCUGGUGUACAUCUGGUCGCGCCGCAACCCGGACACGCUUAUGAGCUUCCUGGGCCUGCUGGUCUUCCGUGCGCCCUACCUGCCGUGGGUCCUGAUGGGCAUCAGCUUCGUGUUGCACGGCACCAUCCCCAAGGACGAGUUCAUGGGCGUGAUCAUCGGCCACGUCUGGUACUUCUUCAACGAUGUUUACCCGCCCCUGCAUGGCGGAUCGCGCCCGCUGGACCCGCCCAUGUUUUGGCGCCGGUUGUUUGAGGGGCGACCCCGUGAUGAGACCGCCAACGGUAUCAACAACGAAAUCGCUGUCGCCGGGGCUGAGGUUCCACCGCCGGAAGUGCGGUGAGUCUGGAUGGCCAGGCAAGGGUGCGACGGUGUACGACAGUGUACAUGCUCGCGGGUAGGUGGACGUUUUCGACAUACAAUUCAAUUUCGGGGGGCUUGGCGUUGAAGGAGGUUCAAUACAUUACAGAGGGUAUUUUAUGAGCAUUGCAUACAACACUGGCGUUGGGGUUGGGUUUGGAGGGGGAUACCCUAAUCAGGGGAUUGGGGUAUUCAUCGGACAAU
Molecule: messenger RNA, 1064 nt
Organism: Chaetomium fimeti
Lineage: Eukaryota; Fungi; Ascomycota; Sordariomycetes; Sordariales; Chaetomiaceae
Product: Der1-like family-domain-containing protein
Exons: 3
Coding region: 106-843 (245 amino acids)
Biological process (GO): endoplasmic reticulum unfolded protein response
Cellular component (GO): Hrd1p ubiquitin ligase ERAD-L complex; endoplasmic reticulum membrane
Molecular function (GO): ubiquitin-specific protease binding; misfolded protein binding
Source: RefSeq, a predicted model, not a curated record